GUAUUCCCAGGAGGAUAUGAAGCCUUUGCAGCUUCCUGCCCGGAGCUGUGCAGCAAACAGUCGACCCCCAUGGGGCUCAGCCUUCCCCUGAGCACUAACGUCCCCGACAGCGCCGAAUCAGGGUGCAGUUCCUGCAGCACCCCACUCUACGAUCAGGGUGGCCCAGUGGAGAUCCUGCCCUUUCUGUACCUGGGCAGUGCCUAUCAUGCCUCCCGCAAGGACAUGCUGGAUGCCUUGGGCAUCACUGCCUUGAUCAACGUGUCAGCCAAUUGUCCCAAUCAUUUUGAGGGUCACUACCAGUACAAGAGCAUCCCUGUGGAGGACAACCACAAGGCAGACAUCAGCUCCUGGUUCAACGAGGCAAUCGACUUCAUAGACUCCAUCAAGAAUGCUGGAGGAAGGGUGUUUGUCCACUGCCAGGCGGGCAUUUCCCGCUCGGCCACCAUCUGCCUCGCGUACCUCAUGAGGACUAACCGAGUCAAGCUGGACGAGGCCUUUGAGUUUGUGAAACAGAGGAGAAGCAUCAUCUCCCCCAACUUCAGCUUCAUGGGCCAGCUGUUGCAGUUCGAGUCCCAGGUCCUGGCCCCGCACUGCUCAGCAGAGGCGGGGAGUCCUGCCAUGUCUGUGCUAGACCGGGGCACCUCCACCACCACCGUCUUCAACUUCCCUGUGUCCAUCCCGGUCCACUCCACGAACAGUGCAUUGAGCUACCUGCAGAGCCCCAUUACGACCUCUCCCAGCUGCUGAAAGGCCACGGGAGGUGAUCUUCACAACCCACCAGGACUCCAGGCUCCUUCUUGAGAGGAAAAAGGCAAUAACUCCAAGGAGGGAGCUUGUGAGGGCUGGUCCCUAUUUAUUUAUUAAUUUCGCCUGAGUUCCACUGGGUUCCUAAGAAGUCACAGUGAUGACUGAGCAUCGAGGCAUUUGCUGAACUCGGCAAGUUCGGGACCAAUGUAUAGUGGGGUACCUCAAGGCCCCCUGACAAAUGGGGCAGAAGAGAAAGGACUCAGUGUGUGAGCCAAUUUCUUUUCGCUUGCCCCCGUUUUUUUGUAGAAACUUCAUGCUUGACAUACAUACCAGUAUUACCAUUCCUGACGACACAUAUACAUAUGAGAAUAUACCUUAUUUAUUUUUGUGUAGGUGGUCUGCCUUCACAAAGGUCAGUGUCGACUCCUAGAACCAAAUACCUCAAUUUUUGUGUUUGAGUACUGUAACACCCUGUACAUACAGCCUAAGCAGGUUUGUUCUCAGCACUGAUGGGAAGCACCAGUGUUGUUUUUUUAAGUUGCCAACAGUUGUAUGUUUGCUGAUUAUUUAUGACCUGAAAUAAUAUAUUUCUUCUUCUAAGAAGACAUUUUGUUACAUAAGGAUGACUUUUUUAUACAACGGAAUAAAUUAUGGCAUUUCUAUUGAA
Messenger RNA from Miniopterus natalensis, 1414 nucleotides. NCBI's taxonomy places the organism in Eukaryota, Metazoa, Chordata, Mammalia, Chiroptera, Miniopteridae. The record is from RefSeq and is a predicted model, not a curated record.